Cicer arietinum (chickpea) is the source of this 571-nucleotide messenger RNA. NCBI's taxonomy places the organism in Eukaryota, Viridiplantae, Streptophyta, Magnoliopsida, Fabales, Fabaceae. The record is from RefSeq and is a predicted model, not a curated record.
UGGUUUUUUAUUUCGUGCAGAAUUAUUUUUUCAGCUAGUUUUUUGGUAAACCAAGGCAUUACCUGCACACAACUGUCAUAUUAUUUAUAUAGUUUUCUUGUUGUUCAUUUCUUAGGCAUAAGUUUACACAAUUUUCCAGAAGGAACGACAGUUUUCCUUGGAUCCAUGAAGGGUCUCCAUGUUGGCAUCAACUUAGCAUUGGCCAUUGCUCUGCAUAAUAUCCCAGAGGGUGUUGCUGUUGCACUUCCUGUUUAUUUUGCGACACAAAGUAAAUGGCAGACAUUCAAAUUGGCAUCACUUUCAGGCUUUGCCGAACCCUUGGGUGUUAUAAUUGUAGGUAUGUUAUCUGCUUGAUGUUGCUUUGCAGAACAUGCGUAAGUUUAGGUGAGGUAUUUGUAGUAAUUGGUUGACAAUUAUGUAACUUUGUUAAAGUAACUUGUAUUUGUAGUAAUUUGCAUUAAGUAACUUUGUUAAAGUUGUUAUUCGAUACUAUCUUGAUAUUUUGUAGUUUCAGAACACAUGAUACUUUGAUAAGUUAUUUAAUACUCUGGUGCGUGUGUUAUGUUGUCAA